This is a messenger RNA of Saimiri boliviensis boliviensis (Bolivian squirrel monkey), 2516 nucleotides long. RefSeq names its product formyl peptide receptor 3 (gene FPR3). NCBI's taxonomy places the organism in Eukaryota, Metazoa, Chordata, Mammalia, Primates, Cebidae. Gene Ontology annotation, cellular component: plasma membrane. The record is from RefSeq and is a predicted model, not a curated record. Gene Ontology annotation, biological process: complement receptor mediated signaling pathway; positive regulation of cytosolic calcium ion concentration; phospholipase C-activating G protein-coupled receptor signaling pathway. Gene Ontology annotation, molecular function: N-formyl peptide receptor activity; complement receptor activity.
UUUGUCUUUUGACAAAUCGUUAGAGCUGGUGUUGCUCAACCGGAAGCCAGGAACUGGCCACAAGAAAAGGAACCCAGCUGGUGGUGUAGGAAGAUGGAAACCGACUUCUCCAUCCCUCUGAAUGAAUCUGAGAAGGUGCUCCCUGAGCCUCAUGGCUACACCAUUCUGUGGAUCUUCUCAUUGCUAUUCCACGGAGUCAGCUUUGUCUUCGGGGUCCUGGGCAAUGGGUUUGUGCUCUGGGUGGCUGGAUUCCGGAUGAAACGCACAGUCAGCACCAUCUGUUACCUGAACCUGGCCCUAGCUGACUUCUCUUUCAGUGCCAUCCUGCCAUUCCGCAUGGUCUCAGUUGCCAUUGGAGAAAAGUGGCCUUUUGGCCAGUUCCUAUGUAAGUUAGUUCACGUCAUGGCAGACCUCAACCUUUAUGUCAGCGUCUACCUGAUCACUGUCAUUGCCCUGGACCGCUGUAUUUGUGUCCUGCAUCCAGUCUGGACCACGAACCACCGCACCAUGAGUCUGGCCAAGAGAGUGAUCAUGGGACUCUGGAUUGUUGCCAUAGUCUUUACCUUACCAAAUUUCAUCUUCUGGACUACAAGUACUGAGAAUGGGGACACAUACUGUAUCUUUAACAUGGCAUUCUGGCUUGACACUGUUGCAGAGAAUUUGAACGUGUUCAUUAACAUGGUCAAGGUCUAUGUGAUCCUCCACUUCAUUACUGGCUUCGGCAUCCCCAUGUCCAUAAUCACAGUCUGCUAUGGGAUCACUGCUGCCAAAAUUCACAAGAAGCGUAUGAUUAAAUCUAGCCGUCCCUUACGGGUCCUCACUGCUGUGGUGGCUUCUUUCUUCAUCUGCUGGUUCCCUUCUGAACUAAUUGGCAUUCUAAUGGCAGUCUGGCUCAAAGAGAUACUGUUCAACGGCAAAUACAAAAUCGUUGUUGCCCUGGUUAACCCAGCAACUUCCCUGGCCUUUUUUAACAGCUGCCUCAACCCAAUUCUCUACGUCUUCAUGGGUCGUAACGUCCAAGAAAGACUGAUUCACUCCUUGCCCACUACUUUGGAGAGGGCCUUGAGUGAGGGCCCUGACUUAGCCAAGAGUAGCGACAGAAACGCCAAUCCUGCUUCACCUCCUGAGGAGACAGAGUUACAAGCAGUGUGAGGUUGGCGGUACUCUUGAGCUCUCUUUCUACCCUGCGUUUCUUCUACUCUCAUUCCACCACCACCAUCAUCAACAUAAGACUUCUGUACCAAAUGUGUAGGGGGUUUUCCCUACAACCAAGCAGUAGACACCAGCUGGGUGUCCUACAGUUAAAUUUCAACACUAUCUACCUGGAGCUAGUAUUGGAUCCCACAGGUAUAAGGGCUCAUUCCAAAAGGCUGCUCCUCCAGUAGAGACACAAGUCACAAAUCCAGGCUUCUGAAAUUUCUGACCAACCAGCUUCAAUUUGGGGUUCCCACCACCCCCUCUUCGGGGGUAGAGUGGCUCACGGAACUCAGAGAAAUGAUUUAAUUGCUAGAGUGGCUCAUGGAACUCAGCAAAACGUUUAUUUAGGCUUGCUUAUUUAUUAUACAAGACACUACAAAGGAUAUAGAUGAAGAGGCACACAGGGCAAGGUAUGGGAGAACGAAGAUGCAGGGUCCAUGUGCUCCCUGAGUGCACCACCCUCCAGGAACCUCCAUGUGUUCACCUAUCAUGAAGCUCUCCAAGUCCAGUCCUCUUGGGUUUUUAUGGAAGCUUCAUGAUGUCGGCAUUCUUUCCCCUAGUGCGUACUAUAGGACCCUCUCUGGGGAGAGUCUUAAGUGCCAUAAUUAGACAGGUGGGGGAAGAUUAAAGUCCUGAUUUGGGGUAGAUGAAGGAGAGGAGAGAGAUUCUGUUUCCUGAGGUCUAAUGUAUCCAACAUAAUAACAUAGGACUGUAGCAAAGCCUGCGGUCGUUAUGAAGCAGAAACCAUGGGCUAAAACCAACAUACAUUUUAAUACCAGAUACCCUAAUCCCAGUCCUAACUUCAUUUAACCUUGGUCACAUUGAGGCAUUCCAGGGUGAGUGGCUCAAGUAUUUCCUCAGGGAAAAUACUUCUGUACCCCAUGAUUUAAGGGUAAGAAGUAGACAAUGAGGCCACUGUAGGUGUCAUUUUUCAUUCUGGACCUCAGCCUAUAUCCUAAGUGGAAGUGGGAAAAGAGUACAAGAGGAGAGAAAAAGUAGGGGGAUUUGUAAGGCUCAGAUGAGAUAGUGGGUUUUUUUUUUUUUUGGAAAAAAACAAACUUUAUUUUACCAUUAAGGAAAAUGUUUGCUGUAGGCUUCCUGGAGCUUUCUCCUUUUAAAGUUAGACUAUAAAGUUUUCUUCUUAGUUAAGAGUUUUCUUUUAUUCUUUAAAUCAUAAAUGAAUAUUGAAUUUUAUUAAAUGAAGUUUCUAUAAAUAUUAACAUAAUCAUAUUUUUAUUCCUUCAUUCACAUGAUUACAAAUUAGAUGAAUUUAUAUGUUAAACUACCCUUGCAUUUCUGAAAUAAACCAUGCUUGCUCA